Penicillium robsamsonii is the source of this 939-nucleotide messenger RNA. Its product is annotated as NmrA-like family protein. The record is from RefSeq and is a predicted model, not a curated record. Lineage: Eukaryota; Fungi; Ascomycota; Eurotiomycetes; Eurotiales; Aspergillaceae. The transcript has 3 exons. The coding region runs from base 1 to 939 and encodes 312 amino acids.
AUGGCACUUACAGUUGGAAUUGCUGGCAUCACCGGCAAGUUUGCCCGUCUGGUUGUGAAGCAUCUUCGCACCUCGCCGGAUGUCCAAAUUCGCGGGCUAUGCCGCAAUCCUUCGAAGGUUCCGGAGAGUCUUCGUGACUCGCCUGGCGUGACCAUUUUCCAAGGCGAAUCUACUGAUUUUGACACUCUGCGUACAUUUGUCCGCGGCUGUGAUGUUGUGAUCUGUUGCUACCUCGGAGACAACAACCUCAUGACCGAGGGUCAGAAGUUGCUUGUUGAUGCGUGCGAACUGGAGAAGGUCGGCCGCUACAUCGCCAGCGACUAUAGCCUGAACUUCCCGAACCUGGAAUACGGCCAGCUUCCUCCAAAGGAUCCAAUGAAGCAUGUCAUGGCAUACUUGGAAGAAAAGAAAGAUGUCCAGGGUGUUCAUAUCCUGAUUGGCAUUUUCAUGGAAACAUUCUGGAGUGGGUACUUUGGCAUGUGGAAGCCAGAGGAGUGCAAGCUCGUCUUGUACGGGACUGGCAAUGAAAUCUGGGAGUCCACAACUUAUGAUACUGCUGCUCAGUAUGUGGCUGCUGUGGCAAGAGAUCCAAACGCAGUUGGUGUACUGCAGUUCCUCGGUGAUCGGAAAACAAGCCGUGAGAUUGCUGAUGAGUUCGCCGAAGUAUACGGAAAGAAGCUUGAGCUCGACUUGCGAGGAUCUCUCGACGACCUCUACACCACCAUGCAUGCAACAUACAAGCAGGAUCCCUCAAACAUCUUUGCAUACCUCGCGAUGUUUUAUCAAUACUACUGCCUCAACGGUCAAACGUAUCUGAAGAAGGAUUUGGACAACUCCAAAUAUCCUGAUGUUACCCCGAUUACUUUCAAGAAGUUCCUCCAGUCCCACAAAUUGGAAGAACUGAUUGACGCAAAUCAGAAUGCAGGCUCUGAUGUUUAG